AUGUGUCCCUUGUCCGAUAAUCUUUGCAUAGCUUGUGCUAAGCUCGAUCUCGGAAAGCUGUUGGCCGGGGAGACAUCCGAGCAAGAAAUUGGCCUUUUGUCGCAACAUCGGAAUUCAAAUUGCCCCUUUUGCAAACUCAUAGUUACCGCAGUUUCCAGUGCGGGUUGGAACUUUGCAGAAUCCAAGUCAACUGGGAAAGAUGGAAAUGGUACCCGAACGUUCAUCCAGAGCAGGAGUCCCCUGUCCGUCAAAAAGUACGGGCAUAUACAUCAUCCGGAGCCUCGUCUCCAGCUGGCCGUGGACCGGCAACCCGAGGGUUUCCAGCGUGGAAGACCCACUGUACGUGAGAUUGAUCGGAACACAAAACGAUUUAUCGUGGCGGAGCUAGAAUCAAUUCCCGAAGAGGGUGAUAGGCGAUUUCUCCAGCGACGUAGUGUCGGCGAAUUUGUCGAGGCUACACUAGUGGCGGAAUGGCUUCGCGAGUGUGACAACCACAAGCACUCCAUACGGAUGCGCAACAGAACCAACGGCCUAUUUCAUGACGAGGGUGGUUUCCUACUUAUCGAUGUCAUCGAGGAGAAGCUUGUGCGUAAAACCGAGCCUUGUGCGUAUUCGGCCCUGUCGUACAUAUGGGGGGGCGUAGAACCCUUCCUCACGACGACUAAGAACAUUGACAAGCUCUGCAAAGCCGAGAAGGCACUAUCGCCAUCUCAUCUGGACUCUCUUGGCACAUUAAAGGUUCCCCGCACUGUACAGGAUGCCAUGGUGUUCACCCGACAACUAGGCAUCAGAUACGCCUGGGUCGACUGUCUAUGUAUUCUCCAGGACAAAGAAGAUGAGAUCGCUCGCCUUAUCGGGCGCAUGGACGACAUCUACGAUAAUGCGGCCGUGACCCUCAUUGCUGGCUCGGGAUACGAUUCUCAGACGGGUCUCAUGGGGGUAACACCAAGACAGGGAGGGCUACCCAUUCGAAAGACAGCCAUUGUGGAUGGUCAAUGCCGCAAGGACGCAGUCAUGUUAAAUCUGGCCAUCUGCCCGCCGUCUCUGUGCGAAGAGAUUCGCCGCUCGGCCUGGAAUACCCGCUGUUGGACAUACCAGGAACAAUGCCUCUCGCAGCGAUGUCUCUAUUUUACACCUCACGAGGUCUUCUUCAACUGCUGUGAGAUGCAAUGUCGCGAGGCCUACGCACUGCAGCACCGAAGAGGGAAAGAGUACUCGAACCUAGAACUGCGUACGGGCCCACCCUGGUGGAACCGCAAACUUCGCAAGGACCUCGACCCGACUCCGUACCGGUACAUGGGAGAGCUGAAUACCAAUCGACUGGACAUUUGGGAUUACCAGACGGCGGUGCAGGAUUACACUCGAAAGGAGCUCAAGUACGAAGAAGAUGUCUUCAAUGCCUUCCAGGGUAUUUACAACAGGUUCAGUGUGCAAGAAGAACAGAGUCUUCCAAUCAGACAGGCACAAGGGAUUCCAGCACGCUUUUUAUGGCAGGCAAUGCUUUGGUUUCCCUCUCAUACUGCGAAGAAACGAGUAGCCCAGCAUGGGAGCCCUUCCUGGUUGCCCACCUAUUUUGCCUCAUGGUCAUGGGCAUCCUGGAUUGGCUCUGUUGAAUUCGUGUUCGCCGAGAGCCUCUGGCUCUCCAGGAACCUAAGCCAGGCAUUGCUGAAGAAAAGACCUGUUUAUCCGGCCGUCCCUUGCUGGUUUUAUUCUGACGGCCCCAGCAGGGAUCACAGGAUUAACAUGAGCAAGAUUAGAUGGUCAUGUAAGGCUUGGAAAGAGGCAGGCCAGUCACCGCUUUCAUCCCUGGAGUUCCACAAGGCGAAGGCAUUUCUAGAGAAACGGCUCGGACUGGACACUAAUUUGCUUUAUCGCCGGUCCUUGUCAUUUCCCACUGAUCUCAGAACCCAAGAAGGACACCUCCACUUCUUUUGCGCAUACACAUCAAGCUAUAAUAUUGCUGCGCAUUGUAACGGGCAAGCACACCAGUUGAAGAUCGGCAAGGCAGUUGGAGAAUUCAGGUAUGACAGCUUGAAGGAAAGUGAAAAAGUCGAAGAGCUCGCGCUCCUCGUUGCGGCCGAGUCAAUUACGAGCCCACCGUAUACGGUGUCCAUAUUACUCGGCCUAGUUACCAAGGAUGGGAUAUCGCGGCGAGUGGGCUUAGGGUAUGUUAAUCACGGACUAAGCUCGGAUCCUCUAGAGGUCCAUUGGGAGUAUAAGGAGUUCCGACUGGCUUAG
Aspergillus vadensis CBS 113365 is the source of this 2238-nucleotide messenger RNA. RefSeq names its product HET domain-containing protein. Bases 1 to 2238 code for a protein of 745 amino acids. Lineage: Eukaryota; Fungi; Ascomycota; Eurotiomycetes; Eurotiales; Aspergillaceae. The transcript has 2 exons. The record is from RefSeq and is a predicted model, not a curated record.